GCUCCAGCCCCAUCCCCAUUCUCAACCACUCCCCCUUCCUCAGUCCCUGCUCCAGCUAGUGGGUCAAAGCCUGUGCCUCAGGCUCUCUCCAAGGGCUACCAGGAAGGACAAAUCGUAACUAGCUGGGGAAACCUUAUUGCAAUGGUUCUUAGAAGCCACCCCUUCCCCAGGCAAGAGAGGUCCCAAGAGAGUUCCCCAAAGGGAGUUCCUGGAAGACCUACAGAUAUUCGCACUUGCAUGUGCUCUGAGGAUAGACAUCUCAAGGAGAGGCACAGCUCUUCAGCAGGGAAGGUCACAGGGGCAGGCAUAGAGGGCCUGGUUGAGGCUGGAUGUCAGCCACAGCCAAGAAGCUCCAAGACCAAUAGGGCUCCCAAGCCAGGCUCUCCCCCAGGCCCAAGAGGACAGGAGACCCAGGAGAAAAGUCUAGACUCACUGUCUGGUGCUCUAAUGCUGAGUCCCCACUCCCAGCCCCCUGUGCAGAUGCAAUCUGGCUCCACACCAUUCCCUGCUGUGAGGGGGGACUCACAGCCUGUUCCCCAGCCACAGCCAUGGAAACACAGCCUGUGUGAAAUAGACCAGAGCUCUGAGCAGGAGGUUGGCCAGGCAGUCCCAUGGCACCAGGGGGAGGCACCAGGAAAGGGGGUCAGUGCUGUAGGGAGCUCUGGGCUGCUCACAGAGAAGCAGAAAGAAGCUCAAAAACUCAUGGUUUUUCUGCAGAAGCCCAGGACCUGGGGGGUAGUGGAGGGGCCCCGGCAGCUCAGUUCACAGGCCCUGGAGCCUGCCACUGCAGUGGCUCUGCGGCAGCGGCUUGACCUGGGCAGCUGCCUGGAUGUGCUGGCCUUUGCCCAGAAGCACAGGGAACCCAGCCUGGCCCAGGAGACCUACGCUCUGAUGAGCAACAACCUGCUGCGUGUGCUGGGAGACCCUCACCUGUACCGGCAGCUGAGUGGGGCUGACCGGGAGCGCAUCCUGAGUCUGCGCACAGGCCAGGGCCAGCCGGUACUGGGGGUCCUUGUGCUACCCAGCCUUUACCAGGUGAGCCACUCAGGGCUCACAAGGGGCGCUCAUGCAGAGGAGGCUCCUGUGGCAGGGCCUGCACCCCUGUCUCCUCGCAUGCACCUACACGUGUUCAACCCCCAAGAGAACACAUGGCGGCCCCUGACCCAGGUGCCCGAGGAGGCCCCGCUCAGGGGCUGUGGUCUCUGCACCAUGCACAACUAUUUGUUCCUGGCUGGGGGCAUCCGUGGCUCUGGUGCCAAGGCUGUCUGCUCUAACGAGGUCUUCUGCUAUAACCCUCUGACCAAUAUCUGGAGCCAGGUGCGGCCCAUGCAGCAGGCCCGAGCCCAGCUCAAGCUGGUGGCUUUGGACGGGCUGCUGUAUGCCAUCGGGGGCGAGUGCCUGUACAGCAUGGAGUGUUACGACCCCCGCACAGACUCCUGGACCUUGCGUGCGCCCCUCCCUGCAGGCACCUUCCCUGUGGCCCAUGAAGCUGUGGCCUGUCGGGGGGACAUCUAUGUCACAGGGGGUCACCUCUUCUACCGCCUGCUCAGGUACAGCCCCAUGAAGGAUGCUUGGGAUGAGUGCCCCUACAGCGCCAGCCACCGGCGCUCCAGUGACAUUGUGGCACUGGGAGGCUUCCUGUACCGCUUUGACCUUCUGCGGGGUGUCGGUGCUGCAGUGAUGCGCUACAACACGGUGACGGGCUCCUGGAGCCGGGCUGCUUCCCUGCCCUUGCCAGCCCCCACCCCUCUCCGCUGCACUGUGUUGGGCAACACCAUCUACUGCCUUAACCCCCAGGUCACUGCCACCUUCACAGUAUCUGAGGGGACAGCCCAAUUCCAGGCUAGGGAGCUGCAGCCCUUCCCUCUGGGGAGUAAGGGCAUCCUUUGUCCAUUCAUCCUGACUCUGCCCCAUGAGGGCUGGCUGCAGACCUCCCUAUGAGUGGCCAGU
Molecule: messenger RNA, 1950 nt
Organism: Nycticebus coucang (slow loris)
Lineage: Eukaryota; Metazoa; Chordata; Mammalia; Primates; Lorisidae
Gene: KLHDC7B
Product: kelch domain containing 7B
Exons: 2
Coding region: 142-1941 (599 amino acids)
Molecular function (GO): protein binding
Source: RefSeq, a predicted model, not a curated record